Molecule: messenger RNA, 4874 nt
Organism: Liolophura sinensis
Lineage: Eukaryota; Metazoa; Mollusca; Polyplacophora; Chitonida; Chitonidae
Product: zinc transporter Slc39a7-like
Exons: 3
Coding region: 12-1364 (450 amino acids)
Biological process (GO): zinc ion transmembrane transport; intracellular zinc ion homeostasis
Cellular component (GO): membrane
Molecular function (GO): zinc ion transmembrane transporter activity
Source: RefSeq, a predicted model, not a curated record
GUGUUGCAGGGAUGACACCGGUUAAAUUAUUUCUUGUUUCCAUAUGUUUUGUGUUGUUGACUCGCAUUGUGCCCGAUGUUUUGGCUCAUGGGCAUUCUCAUGGGCACGGGCACGCCCAUGACCACGGCCAUGGUCACAGCCACGGCGGUGCGGAAGAACCAGUGAGCUUCAAGUAUUCGAAAGAAGCAAACGAGCCACAUCAGCAUGUUGGGGGAGGCGAUCACGGUCACGCGCAUUCUCAUGAUCAUGGACACGCACAUUCUCAUGACCACGGACACGCGCAUGCUCAUGACCACGGACACGCGCAUGCUCAUGACCACGGACAUGCUAAAAAAGUAGCUCAGAAAAGUUCUCCGGGGACCAAACAAAGCGGUGCUAUGCUAUGGGCUCAAGCCCUGUUGUCUACAGCUGUGAUCAGCGCUGCACCAGUGUUGAUUUUAAUCGGCAUUCCUCUGGAUAACACCAAUCAACAUUCCCCACUUUUAAAAGUCCUCCUCAGUUUUGCCUCCGGCGGACUACUUGGUGAUGCAUUCUUACACUUGAUACCGCAUGCUGUCAAUCCCCAUUCCCAUGGAGACGGCCACACCCACAGCCAUGACCAUGGGCACUCCCAUGGAGAGCACGACCAUAGCCAUGACCUCAGUGUAGGCCUGUGGGUGCUGGGAGGUAUUCUGUUCUUCCUGAUUGUAGAGAAAUUUGUUCGCCACGUAAAAGGAGGGCAUACACAUUCUCAUUCUCACACGCAUUCUCACAGCAAAGAUACAAAAGCUGAAGGUGAUGCUAAGAGUAAACCUGCCACAAACAAAGACAAAGUGUCAGAUGAUGAAAAGGAGAAGACUACAGAGGAGUCGAAAGAAUCAAAGGAGAAAACCAGGGAGGAUAUUAAAGACGUAGCACCUGUUGAAGGUAAAUCAGAUCUGAAGGUAGCAGGUUACCUAAAUCUGGCAGCAGACUUCCUCCACAACUUCACUGACGGCCUGGCGAUAGGCGCCUCCUAUCUGGUGGGCAAAAAUGUGGGCCUGGUCACAACUAUCACUAUUUUUUUACAUGAAAUUCCGCAUGAGAUCGGAGACUUUGCCAUUCUGGUCCAGUCAGGCUGCAGCAAGAAGAAGGCUAUGUUACUGCAGUUCUCUACAGCUAUUGGGGCCAUGUUGGGGACCCUGUGCAGCCUCCUGGCAGAGGGUAUCGGUGACGCAGCCACUGCCUGGAUUCUUCCGUUUACUGCAGGCGGUUUUAUCUACAUUGCCACUGUGUCCAUCAUUCCAGAGUUACUCGAGGAUUCAAAACUGUGGCAGUCUGUCAAAGAAAUCGGUGCUCUGUUGAUAGGUGUUUAUAUGAUGGUUUUGAUAGCUCAGUAUGAGUGAAGGAAGUGCAGGGAGUUAGGGUAUACACUUGAACUUUGUAGUCUCGUAUGAUCUCAGACUGUUUCCUGUUACCUGGCAACCUGGCGUCCAGUGGCCAUGUGGUAGUAUGAAACAUAACAGAAUCACAAGUAUAAUGUUUCCCUGUUUUUGGAUUUUACUGUCAGAAAAGAUAAUGAAUGUCUUUACUUGCAUAGGCAAUUAUGGCUAGUCAAAAGUCACGAGCAGAUGUCUUUGUUUCGAACGGUUCUUGUACCAUACAGUUCACAGGAUGCCAAGUUGUAAGACAUAGUGUGAGGUUGUGCAAGACCAGCUCAAAUUUUAAAUUUCACUGUGUCCAUUUUUUUUUGUUUUUUGUUUUGUUAUUGUCUUUUUGUGCACAGCUCCAUCACAGUGUAUUUUGGUUUGUUGAUGAUUCGUGAUAUGUGUGAGCCAGACUGUUGAAUGAGUCCAGAAAAAUAAAUACAAUUUCUUAGUUUGUCGAUUUGUGGUUUGGUUAUAGGGAGUUCAAAUGUAUGUAGAGUUGUUCUCAAGUAUGUACCCACAUUCUGCUGCUAACAUGGAAUGUUGGAAAGAGAUUGGCAGAGAUGAAAAGUGACAUGUACAGAAAAAAACAUUUGUUUAUGCAAAUUAUUACACAAAAUUAUUUUCAAGAAGACGAAGACUGGUUUCCAGUUUGUAAAACAGCCAGUCUUAGUAUUUUGUACGACAUGAUGUUUAUCAAUGGAAAAUGCAAGCUAGAGAGUCAGUGUGGGAAUUUGAAGUAACCCAUGGGUUAGGUAAAGAUUCUUUGUGUAACCAAUUAUAUGUAGUUUUAGAGGAAUGCCACUGUCCAUACCAGAUUUUGAACAAAUUGUGGAACAUGUAUAAUCAAAGGGAAACAACUCUUGUAAAACAUGUUGAAGAAGGGCCCUCUGUAAUGAGACUUAGUAGAACACAGCAUCAUAAAACAAAGCUUGUUUCAUAUCAGGUUUUUCAGAUAAAUGAGCUUGUUUAGCCAACCAUGUAAAACAUGAAGACAUAAGUAUACAGGGUAAGGGGAGGUAAUGCACUCAGAAUCUGCUGGUGUAAUCAACUUAUUUCCUCAACCUUUCUGCAUAUGACAGAGCAACUUUCAGUGCAAUUUAUACAUACUUAUAUUUUGAUUUUGGAAACAAAACUACAUUGGUUAGGUUGGCCAGUUUCAGGGCUGCACAAAAAGCACAAUUUUAUCUGUCUGCACAGAAUAAUGCCUGCAGAAUAUGCUUGAUUAAAGAGAUAAACAUGUGAAAAGGUUGAAGAAUUGCAGUGAUUUGGUUGUUCUUGACAGUUAAAUAACUGAAUGACCAAUACAUAUAGUAGUCCUAAAAAUGUGUCCCUAGAUCAAACUGAAAAAUCAGCAAUCAUAUAAAACGAUAAAAACUUAACAAUAGUACUUAACGUUUCAGAAAAUUCCAAUUUUGCAUAAGGGUCGUCUUACUUAUAUUAUGCUAAAGGACCAUUGUCAUUUGACGUAUAUGUUCUAAUAUCGGUGUUGUAACUACUGGUAUACUUACUCAAAGUUACAUAUGUUCAUAUCCACAAGUUGUGUUAGUGGAACAAUGAUCAAGGAGGUUGGUAACUACUGGGACUGCGUUAACAAAACUGUGGAUCAGAUUUCUGGUAAAGGUUUUAUAGAUGUCGUCGUCCGGGUUAUAGCACCCCGAGGUAUUAUUUGUGUUGAGAUAUUCAACAACAUGAAUGCAUUCAGGAAAACUUCCAUUGAAUUACCUCCCCUGAACUCCCACAGAAGCAUGAAAAAGCACAUAUAAAGAAAGGUAUUCAUGAGCAGUUGUUAUGUGUUGUGGUGUAAAAUUUCUAGUGUGGAUAAUAUUGUGAUCAAAACAUGUAUAUUUACUGUUUCUUACAGUAAUUUGUUGAUUGUUUAAUUAACAGUAUGGGGUUUGUGAUGUACAUUGUGUUAGCAUUAUACCCCCAGAAGCAGAUGUCAUGUUCACUGCUGACAAAAUAUUAACAGGACUGUCAAAUCAGAUAUAACUUGAAUCUUCCCCACCUGCCGUAUCUGGAAUGCCGCAUGUUGUUAGAGGAUACCGUCAUACAGGUGUUAAAAUUUCUGACGAAGUUUACAAUUAUGCUUAUUUGGAAGUACCGGGGUCACAAAAAUCAGGUGACUCAGUCUCCACAAUAUUUCAUAUGACCCUGAUCUGGUGAUGGCCUGGAAUUAAAAUUAUGAUUAUGAGUGAUGAAAAGCAGCCUCUGGUUCCAGACAUACCUGAUGUACAUGUAUCUCGUCUGUUGUACACCAUCCUCCAUUUCUCUCAUUGUGUACAUUUGUCCACAGCCAUUUGUGUUUUCGGUACGGCAGAAGAUGUAUCAUAUAGAUAGCUAAUGUGUGAUACGAAUCCGCUCAUCUGUGUCCAUAUGUAAAAGUUAUGCAGAAAGGGUCAGAAGUCAAAAAGCAGUUAUAUUGUACACUCUCAUGAAAAUUGGGAAGGGAACUUAAGUAAUUGGAAGCUGGUAUUAACGGAAUAAAAUCAGGGCUCUCUUUAUUUUGUGUGGAUAGCUUUUUCAAUAUUAUUUCAAAACAUGCCAGGAUUCCUGUACAUAAACUAUUGGACUAUUCCUCAUUAAUUUAAAGCUUCUAAUAUUUCUUACUACUCUUUGCUACCUCGACCCAAAGUAUUGAGACCCCUGACCAAACAUCCACAAAACCUUGAUCUGGCUUUAAAGAUUUAGGUCAUAGUCAUUUUAAAACCUUGUUCUUGUAGUUCUGGUGGUGGGUUUGAUCUUGUUAUGUCCAAAUAUGUUAAAUUCAGGUGUGUGGGUGAAUGUGUGUUGCCACUCCGUGCAACUACAACCUUCUCGCAUCAACCCUCUGGGAUUUGAAUUCUCAACCUAUGUACAUGUACCAUACAGUUACUUGAAAGUACAUUAUUUUAUUUAGACUUAUUGGUAUUAUGGCCUACAUGUAUGACAGCUGCGUGCCUAAUUUGCAUGCCUCGUUACCAAAACAAGGCAGUACCUGUGUCAAAACUGUAUGAUUUAUGCUGGUAUGCAUCCCUACAUUUACAAGCUACCAGAAUGUCUGAUUCAGUUGUAUUGGCAUCCAGUGUACACGCCCCAGAAAUCUCAUGUAUGUUUCCUAUAGGCCAUAGGCUAUAAGUUUAGAGUGUUGUGUCAAACCUCUAUCCUUCCACUUUACUGAUGUUUUUUUUCUUGCAAUGACCAUUCCACAGAUUACAUGUCGGAUUUUCUGGUGCUAUGUAAUGUGAACAAAAUAGCUGAACAUCCCUGAUUAUAUACAGUUAACCUAGCUGCUGCAUUGUAAUGACUUUUGUAAGUCUGAGUACAUGAAUUCUAAUAUGUACAGGGUUUCAUCUACCUUGUCUACACUGUACUGUAUAUGUGAAGUGGCACAUAUUCAUUCAUGACAAGUUCAUGCAAAGACAUCUGUUUAUUUAUUAUCUGUUGCUGAUAUUGUCUGUUAUAAAGCUACUUUCACGUUUUGCCUUAGUAAUAAAUAUGAAAUACUCA